AUGGGCGCAGACCUCAGCCAGUCAAACCCCUCCGCCCAGCUUUGCGUGGUGCGCGCAGCGCACAAACCCUCCCUUUUCGCAUUCGCGCCCGCUGCCAGCACCCUCGCUCGGCCUGCAGGUCCUCAGACGCCGGUCCUGUCCUCGUGCAUUUUGCUGGCUGUGCACUGUUCGCUGGCCACGGCCGAUGCGACAGCCACUGGCAGAGAAGGCGCGAGGGCGUCGGCGCUUGGUGCGUGACGGCGUGCCCAACUCCAGCAAAUUGAGUGAGUGGAUGCUAUGAGUGCAUGCAUGAUCUGUGUAAGAUACUUGGCCACGAGCGAGGGGAACAGCGACGGAGCAGAGCUGCUGCCAUCUGAUGCCUGGGUGGGCAGGUGGGCACCUGCUGGCUGCCCACUGUGCACUGUGCGGGCAUUCCGCCUCCUCCCCCUCCCCACCCCCCUGAGCGAGGACCCCGUCCCGUUGGAGCGACGCCAGAUCGAG
Molecule: messenger RNA, 480 nt
Organism: Gaeumannomyces tritici R3-111a-1
Lineage: Eukaryota; Fungi; Ascomycota; Sordariomycetes; Magnaporthales; Magnaporthaceae
Exons: 1
Coding region: 1-237 (78 amino acids)
Source: RefSeq, a predicted model, not a curated record